Molecule: messenger RNA, 1305 nt
Organism: Dioscorea cayenensis subsp. rotundata (Guinea yam)
Lineage: Eukaryota; Viridiplantae; Streptophyta; Magnoliopsida; Dioscoreales; Dioscoreaceae
Product: pentatricopeptide repeat-containing protein At1g59720, chloroplastic/mitochondrial-like
Exons: 1
Coding region: 1-1305 (434 amino acids)
Biological process (GO): RNA modification
Molecular function (GO): RNA binding; protein binding
Source: RefSeq, a predicted model, not a curated record
AUGAAGGAAACAUUGAAGCUCCAAACGAGGUUGAUCAAAACUCAAGACCCAAUUAGCUUCCACUCACUACUCCUUCUCUCUCUCCACCACGUUCCCACCUUAUCCACCCUCCGAUCUCUUUUCCUUCAAUCCCAACCGUCCAUCCUAUGCUUCUCCACCUUCGCUUGGAACACCAUGAUCCGAGCUCACUCCAUCUCCUCCCCUCUCCUCUCCCUUCUCUUCUUCUCCCGCAUGCGUUUCCACUCCGUUUCCCCCGAUCUCUAUACGUUUCCCCUUCUCCUCAAAGCCUGCUCCCUCUCCUCCUCCUCCUCCUCCUUCGCCCUCUCCGCUCACUCCCUCACCAUCAAGCUCGGCUUCAUCCACGACAUCUACGUCCAAAACACUCUCAUCCGCUUCUACUGCUCCUCCGGCCGAGCUCGACGUGCACUCCAGGUGUUCGAUGAAAUGCCGCACCGAGACUCAGUCUCCUGGUCCGCCCUCAUUUCCGGUCUCGCCUCCACCGGCUGGGAACCCCUCGCUCUCUCCGCGUUUCGUGUUAUGCAAACAGAAUCCCCUCCGGAUGAGAUCACCAUGCUUGGUGUUGUUUCCUCCGUCGCAGCCCUCGGCGACCUGGAGCUCGGCAUCUGGGUCCAUUCCUACAUUCUCAAACGCGCGCUUCGCCUCACUGUCGCUCUCGGCACCGCGUUGGUCUCCAUGUUCGCCGCUUGCGGCUCCAUUGCUCGUGCCGCGAGGAUGUUCGACGAAAUGCCUGAGAGAAACUUGAGAACUUGGACGGCGAUGAUCGAUGCGUUCGCGGAGCACGGGCGUAGCUCCGACGCGGUUCGCGUGUUCGAUGAGAUGACGCGCUUGGGGAUCACGCCGGAUCACGUGACGUUCAUCGGCGUUUUGACGGCGUGUAGUCGUGGGGGUCUUUUGAAUGAAGGGCGGAGAUUGUUCGGGAGUAUCAAACGGAUGUAUGGGAUUGAGCCGAUAUUGGAGCACUAUGGAUGCAUCGUGGAUUUAUUGGGCCGGGCUGGGCUUGUCAUUGAGGCCCAUGAGUUUGUGCUGAGAAUGCCGAUUCGGCCCAACUUGGUUAUAUGGAGGACGCUGUUGGGAGCCUGUGUGAAUUUUGGUUAUGUUGAGGUUGCGGAACAGGUUAAGGAGAGGAUAGUGGAGAUGGAUGAGCAAGGGCAUGAUGGGGAUUAUGUGCUUCUGUCUAACGUUUAUGGAGGGGUCGGACGGUGGGCGGAAAAGGAUCACGUUAGGUGUACAAUGAGACAUGCGGGUAUAGCCAAGACUCCUGGUUGUAGCUUGCUAGGAAACUAG